AUGAAUGCUUACAGGAUAUUAAUUUUGUUAAUAGCAUUAAUUAAAGACGCACAUACAUUCAGACAAUCAUCAUCAAAUAUAAAGCACAGUUACCAUGGAAGGAACAAGAUUUACCUAGAAAAUGAUCAAAACUUUGAGUCUAAACAAACUUCUACAGCUUUAGUUGAUGAAAUACCUAAUGUUAACAGAAACAUUGUAUCCAUAGUUGGAAGACCUAAUGUAGGAAAAUCCUCAGUAUUCAAUCGCAUAACGAAGCUGUUCCAUUAUGGAAGCAUAGUCAGUGAUGUUCCAGGAACAACCAGAGAUCGGCAAUACUCUAUCGCAGAUUGGAACGGAAAGCAGUUUAGAAUUAUUGACACAGGAGGAUACGACGAUGAACAGAUGUACUCAGAUGAGAUUAGAGAACACAUUGACACGGCAAUUAGGGAGUCUUCGACGAUCAUAUUCGUGGUGGAUGGAAUUGAAGGGCUGACUACGAAGGAUAUUGAGCUAAGAGAUUAUCUGUUUCGGCACAAGAGGAAGAGGGACUUUAAGAUACUCUUGUGCGUAAACAAGUGUGAAUCGUACAGAAGGGGAGACAUGUUGGCCCAGGACUUCUGGAAGCUGGGAUUGGGUCAGCCAUACCCAGUCAGUGCCUUACACGGCAGCGGAUUGGCGGAGCUCCUGGACAAGUUUCUCGCCAGGAGAAAUAGUGGAAGAGUCUCAGAUCGUCGUUUCAUUCAUCGGAAGGUUUGCCUGUUAUUUGCUAUAGUGAUUAGGCCGAACAGCGGUAAAUCGUCGCUGUUGAACAAGUUGGUUGGAAAGAAUCGAUGUAUUGUAUCGCCCGAGGAAGGAACGACACAGGACUCCACAAAAGUUCUAAUAACACAUGACGGAACUAAGAUGAGCCUCAUUGAUACUGCCGGCAUGAAGUUGCUCACAAAGGACCGGAGGAGCUACCUGUCGCAGAAGAGUUCGUUAAAGUCGAUUAGACAGAGUGACCUGUGCCUGCUGGUGAUCGACUCGUCUUGGGGGAUUUCAAAAAACGACGUCAGAAUGGCCGAGGAAAUAAGGCAGGAGAACAAGGCAGCAAUAAUAGUGUGUAACAAGUGGGACCUGGUGACAAAGAACCCAUCAAUAUACUCCAACGUUACUGGGUACAUAAGGGAUAAGAUUAAUUCACUAAGUUAUGCUGAAAUCACAAUGACGUCAGCAAAAUCGGGACAGAGAGUAGAGGGCGUGUUUGACCUGGUCCAGAAAGUGUACAAAAACUAUUGUGCAAAUCUUCCCACUAAUCUCAUAAAUCAAACCAUUAAGGAGGCCAUGUUCAGCAGAAAGUUGCCAGUGACCCAUGGCAAGAGGCUAAACAUCUACUACGCAACCCAGGUGCACUCUAAGCCGCCAGGCUUCGCCCUGUUCUGCAACGACUCUCUGCUGAUGACUGACGAUUACAAGCAGUACUUGGAGGAAUUCAUUCGCAACUCAUUCAACUUGACUGGAACGCCAAUAAUGCUGUAUCCACGGUCCAGGAGACGGAGAGACAUUGUUGACGACCUUCCUGCCGUUAAAACCCCUAGCACCAGCAACAACAUGUUUAUACUAUAG
This is a messenger RNA of Theileria orientalis strain Shintoku, 1584 nucleotides long. RefSeq lists its product as uncharacterized. The transcript is spliced from 13 exons. The record is from RefSeq and is a predicted model, not a curated record. Gene Ontology annotation, molecular function: GTP binding. NCBI's taxonomy places the organism in Eukaryota, Apicomplexa, Aconoidasida, Piroplasmida, Theileriidae. Bases 1 to 1584 code for a protein of 527 amino acids.